Nicotiana attenuata is the source of this 600-nucleotide messenger RNA. RefSeq lists its product as uncharacterized. Lineage: Eukaryota; Viridiplantae; Streptophyta; Magnoliopsida; Solanales; Solanaceae. The record is from RefSeq and is a predicted model, not a curated record. The coding region runs from base 1 to 600 and encodes 199 amino acids. The transcript has a single exon.
AUGUAUAAAGAUGAUGGGGUAAUUAUAUCUCAAAGGAAGUUUGUACUAGACUUGUUAAAGGAGUACAAUUGUUUGGAUUACAAGCCUUGUUCUUCACCUUUGGAUCCCACUACAAAGCUGAAGGCCAAAGAAGGCACAAUUCUGCAAGACCUUACCUAUUACAAAAAGCUAGUAGGGAAACUGAACUUUCUAACUAAUACCAGAUUGGAUAUUGCAUAUAGUGUUCAACACUUGAGCCAAUUUAUGCAGGAGCCCAGAGAACCCCAUCUAAAAGCAGCAUUUCACCUUCUCAGAUAUCUGAGGAAUGAUCCUACUUUAGGAAUUUUCAUGUCAAAGGAUGGAGAUCACACAGUUAAAGCUUAUUGUGACUCUGAUAGGGCAGCAUGCCCGGAUUCUAGGAGAUCCAUUACAGGUUAUUUAGUACUGCUGGGCAAUAGUCCUAUCAGCUGGAAAUCUAAGAAACAAAAGACCAUAUCUCUAUCCUCUGCAGAAGCAGAAUAUAGAGCUUUGAGGAAAGUAGUGGGGGAACUAGUAUGGUUGAGCAAAUUACUUGAGGAACUGACUGUCCCUUUUUUUCUUGCCUAUCUCAAUUUUCUGUGA